AUGCCGCCAAUGGAGGAGCCGAGCGCCGCGACAGCAACUUCCCCCGACAGCCCCAUCUUCGCCGCGCUGGAGACGCUCUCCCUCAGCCUCGUCGACGAGGCCACCAUGGAGGACGACUUUCCCCAGCCAUCCCCGCCACCUCCCGGCAUGUUUGCCUUGCAACAAGCCCUCCUCAUGCAACAGCAGCAGCAGCAGCAAGGGGAGCAGGACAAGCAGAUGAUGAUGAUGGCGGCGCGUGCGCGCGCCUUCCACGAACCCGAUCACCACGCCGGCCCAAGUUGGGAACCACACGCACCAGCGCCCUCCUCGUCCGCAUCCGUGUCAUCGUCAGCCACCUCACACUAUGCGCAGCCGCGCUACGACAGCCACCACGCCAUCGAGCAGCAACAACGUCAGCAGCACCACGGCUACCACAACACAUACCCCACACAGCGACAGGAGCGGCCGAUUCCCGUCUCGUACGCAACACCGCCGCGCAGCACUGCGACGCUGGCCUAUGCACAACGGCAACGCGAAGAGUACCACUACUACCAGCAGCAGCAACAGCAGCAGCCGCAGCACCAACAGCAGCAUCCUCGCGGCGACGCUCGGCCUUACGCGUCCUCCACCGCAUCAUCCUCGGCAUUCACGCCCGUGUCCGCUGAUCCGUGGAUGGAGACUGGCCACUCUGCUGCGCCAAUUCGCUCGACCGAGCACGUGCGCAUGCCUGCACCGCACAUUCGCCAGCAUGCGCACCACAUCCACGCGCACAGCCGCCACGAGGACGCACAGCGCUACGCCGCCUACCACCACGCCGAUGACAGCCAUCACCAACACCAGCACCAGCACCAUCACAACCAUGGCUCACACGCUGCCACACUGGCAUGGGCGCUGGCGCCUGCACAGCGGCCCGCCUACGCAACCAGCAGCGAGCAGCAGUACGCUCGUCCAGCUGCACCACCAGCAGCACCAGCGCCACGUGCCCCUGAGCACCACCAGCAGAUGUUCAUGCCCCAGCCAACGGCAACGACCUGGUCCCAGCCCUCCUUUGACGACGUACGCUUCUUCACCGACGCCUCCGCACCAUCGCUGCCGUCCCACCACCACCAUCACCACCACAGCGGCACGAGCAGCACGGGUGAUGUGUUUGAUGAGUACGAGUACGAGUCGCCAUAUGCGUUUGCGCAGCUGCCGGACCUGAGCGCGGCCGUCUCCGCCACCAGUGCACGCAAAUCAACCACCACCACCACCACAUCCACACAAACGCAGACGUACGACGUGCAGGAGCCCGCGCCCCUCCCCACCACUGCUGAUCACAUGCGUCUGUCGUGGGAGAACCUGCACCAGCACCAACAUCAACAACAUCAACAUCAACAACAUCAACAUCAACAUCAGCACCAGCAUCAACAUCAGCAUCACUUGCAUAGCCAGCAGGAGCAGCCGUCAGCGGCCGCUCUUCAACCAACGACGGCGGCUGCGCUGGAGAUGAUGUCCCAGGCCUCAUCCACCUCAUCCCUGCCCAUGUCGGCCCACUCGCCGUCCCCACCACUGCCGCCGCCACCCCCGCCACCAGCUGCGGCUGCCGUUGCCGUAACGCGCUCGUACCUGCAGGCGGUGCGCGGUCCCGACAUCGACGCUCCUUCCACUGCCAUGCACCCCGGCCUCACCGUGAUGAGCAGCCCGGACAGCGACGCGAGCGAUGCGGAGAUCACCCCGCCGCUCCCCAUUGUCGACCGCCAGCACCAGCACGUUGCAGCGAUGAGGCAACAACAGCAGCAGCAACGACACCAGGCUGCACAGCAAACACGCCAACACCAACAGCAGCAGCAGCAGCAGCAGCAAGUGUCUUGCCGUCAGAUGGCCAAACAGCACCAACAGCAGCAGCAGCCGCGUCAGGCCGCUCUCAACGCUUCACCGCCGCCGGUCACGCCAACGGUGGCGGCGGCAGCAGGAGGUGGCGGAGGUUCCGUGCAACAGCAGCAACAGCAGCAGCAGCAGCGGUAUGUCUUCAUUGACAACGGCAACAUCUUCGUUGGUGCGCAGAGCCUGGCCAACGGGUCGAUGGAUCUCGCCAUCCGCCUCAACGUGCGCGUGUUCUCGGAUCUGAUUGAGGAGAAGUGCGUGUGUGCAGCGCGGGAGGUGGCGGCGUCGCGGCCCUCCAAUCCGCAGAUCUGCAACGCCUGGCGCAAGAUCAACUAUGCCGUGUUCAACGACACGCGCAGCCAGACGGCGCACCAGAUUGUGACGAGCCGCAUUGCCACCGCCAUCCGCAACAGCCGCGGCCCCAACACGCUCGUGCUGGCGACCGGCGACGGCAGCCAGUACCCGGACCUUGCUGCCAUGGCCGCGGCCAAGCGGUGGCGGGUGAUUGUGUGGUCGUGGAACCGCUGCCUCAGCGACAAGUUCCGCAAGCUGCAGUGCCGCUUCCCAGACAACAUUGAGAUUCGCGCGCUGGACACGUACCGCUCGCAGAUUACGUUUAUGGCCAACGGCCGCCGCGAGGGCAUGAUGCAGCAGCAGCAGCAGCAGCAGCAGCAGCAGCAGGGCGGUGUCGGCAGCACUGGUGCUGAUGGUGGUGAUGCGCAGGGUGCGGGUGUGUCUGCCGCCACUCGCCGCCAGCACAACCAGCAGCAACAACGGCAGCGACACAGGCACCGCUAG
This is a messenger RNA of Salpingoeca rosetta, 2640 nucleotides long. RefSeq lists its product as uncharacterized. Lineage: Eukaryota; Choanoflagellata; Craspedida; Salpingoecidae. The coding region runs from base 1 to 2640 and encodes 879 amino acids. The transcript is spliced from 2 exons. The record is from RefSeq and is a predicted model, not a curated record.